Messenger RNA from Sitophilus oryzae (rice weevil), 2607 nucleotides. RefSeq lists its product as uncharacterized. The record is from RefSeq and is a predicted model, not a curated record. The coding region runs from base 86 to 2002 and encodes 638 amino acids. The transcript has 11 exons. NCBI's taxonomy places the organism in Eukaryota, Metazoa, Arthropoda, Insecta, Coleoptera, Curculionidae.
UGCACUAUUGCCGGACCCUGUAUAUUACAAAUGUAUUUGAUUACAUAUAAAUCAUAUUGUAGAAAUAAUUGCAUUUUUUAGAUAUAUGAAAUGUAAGUAUUAUCGACAGUUACAAUGUCAAGCAUCGGGAAAGGUUGUCGCAGAACAGUUUAUGGUAAUUAAUGGUAAUCAUAAUCAUCCAAGAGAAGAGAAUGAUAUCAACGCAAUGAACUUUAAGAGAGAGUUAAGACAAGCAUGUGUUACCGAAAGGGGUACUUUAAAAAGUAUAUAUGAGAGAUUGAGCAUAAGAAAUCCAGAAGGUGCAGUUGUUGUUCCAUUCAAUUCUGUGCGUAGUUCAAUGCUGCGAUGGAGACAGGCAACAACACCAAAUAUUCCAGCUAAUUUGGAAGAAUUAGCUAUAAUUUUGCAAACUGGUGAUUGGCCUCGAUUUAGCAACUGCGCUAAUGGAGCAUUUUUUUCAGGUUCGGUAGUAUCUGAUAACCAUCGGGCCAUAAUAUUUGGAAACCAAGAUUUUAUUCAAAACUUUAGGGCUUCCCAGUAUGUUUUUAUAGAUGGAACAUUUAAGGUUGUACCUAGGCGGCCAAGUUUUUGUCAGAUUUUAACAAUAUUUGCAACUUCCAUGGAUCAUGCUUUUCCAAUCGUUCAUAUAUUCAUGGAAAGGAAGACAAAACGAUUAUAUGACGCUGUUUUUGCAUAUCUUUUAACAACGUUCCCAAAUUUCGUUAACGAAACCGUCAUAACAGACUACGAGGUUGCUCUUAUAGAUUCGUUAAGAGCGUCUUAUCCACAAGCUUCCCUCAGGGGAUGUUUUUUCCAUUUUUGCCAGGCGGUGUUACGUAAAGCCAAGAUGUUGGGAGUUCACCGACAAAUUAAUGACAAUGAGAAUGGGAGAAUAUUAUUAAGAAAAUAUUUUGCAUUGCCUCUUUUACCUCCGAAUAUGAUUGUUCGAGCAUUUGAAUCUUUACAGGAUGAUAAUGCAGAGCUCAAUGACAUAUUCAGAGAGCUGCAUGUGUACGUAAGGAGGCAGUGGAUAGAACGAAUCACUCCUGACCAUUUAAGUGUCUAUAGGCAGCGACACCGGACUAACAAUGUUAUGGAGUCGUACCAUCGGCGACUCAAUAGCAAGUUAGUCCGGCAUCCCGGUGUAUGGGAUUUGAUACAAAUACUUAUCGACAUACAGAACACGGCAGUAAUUGAAUUGAUGCAGUUGGAGAGGAACGCAACAGUGUUCAGGAUUGCCCGAAAAAAUAUUUUCUUUAACGCUAGACUGAAUUUAGCCUGGGAUAAAUUGGACGAUGGGCGAUUCAGUAUGGCGGAUUUUCUUCGGCAUUCUGUCCAUCUUGUGGAGCGUUUGGAUAGACAAAUAAACGAAUGGAAUGGAGAUGUUCAGGAUGUUCUCGACAUAGAAGAUCCCGUUCCAGAACCUAUCCAGCCACUUAACCUUGACCCAAUCUUGCAAAAUCCCCACCUUUUAGAGCCAAAUAAUUCACCACCUCCACUUAUUUUUUUUCAACCUCAACAAAAUGUUCCUGCUUCACCACCACCUUUAGUUUAUUUUAAUGUAGAUCCACCUGUACGUGUACCGAGUCCUAUCCUACCACUACCGAACCGUCCUGUAGACCCCCCUCAAGAUUUAGAAAAUGUUGGACCUCCAUCGCCACCUCAGAUUGUUCAGAAUCGCACUCCUCCUCCCGCUUUUCAAUUUCCUCCAAUUCCAGAAGAAAUUGGAAUAUUAUUUGCUGCAUUUGACAAUGAAGAUAAUUUUCAUCGGAUCGUCGAACAUCGUUGGGAACCAACGAUGCCGGUCACUGUAUUCGACGAUCUUUCUAUGUCACCUGCACUCCGCUGCCUAGUUUGCUAUUUGAAUAAGGUGCAAUAUGUUAUGCAAUGUGGGCAUGCAUUCUGCACGACUUGUACAGCUACCUUAUUCAAUGUGCAAGUUGCUAAGUGUGCAAUGUGUAGAGCAGAACUGCACGGUGAACCUCUCCUUCUGUACCUUUAGGUUACGAUGUUCGGCCUCCAUCACCACCUCAAAUUGUUCAGAAUAGCACUCCUCCGGCUUUUCAAUUUCCCCCAAUUUCAGAAAAAAAAUUGAAUAUUAUUUGCUGAGUUAGGCAAUGAAGAUGAUUUGGAUCGGAUCGUCGAAUGUCGUUGGGAACCAACGAUGCCGGUCACUGUAUUCGACGAUCUUUCUAUGUCACCUGCACUCCGCUGCCUAGUUUGCUAUUUGAAUAAGGUGCAAUAUGUUAUGCAAUGUGGGCAUGCAUUCUGCACGAUUUGUACAGCUACCUUAUUCAAUGUCCAAGUUGCUAAGUGUGCAAUGUGUAGAGCAGAACUGCACGGUGAACCUCUCCCUCUGUAUCUUUAGGUUACGAUGUUCGGCCUCCAUCACCACCUCAAAUUGUUCAGAAUAGCACUCCUCCGGCUUUUCAAUUUCCCCCAAUUCCAGAAAAAAAUAGAAUAUUAUUUGCUGAGUUAGGCAAUGAAGAUGAUUUGGAUCGGAUCGUCGAACGUCGUUGGGAACCAACGAUGCCGGUCACUGUAUUCGACGAUCUUUCUAUGUCACCUGCACUCCGCUGCCUAGUUUGCUAUUUGAAUAAGGUGCAA